AUGGAAAAUCAAACCACGGUGACUGAAUUUAUUCUCCUGAGAGUUUCCAAUGAGCCAUAUAUGCAGAUUUUCUUCUUCCUGGUGUUUUUAGUUAUUUACCUAAUCACACUGAUUGCGAACAUGAUGAUCAUGUUGGUGAUAAGAGCUGAUUCUCACCUUCACACCCCCAUGUAUUUCUUCCUAUUCCAUCUAUCCUUUGUUGAUAUCUGUUAUUCCUCAGUCACAGUGCCUAAAAUGCUGAUAAAUUUCCUGUCAGAUCACAAAACUAUUUCUGUCAAUGGCUGUAUUGCCCAGAUGUUCUUCAUCCUCCUCUCAGCUGGUACAGAAGUUUUCAUUCUCUCAGCAAUGGCUUAUGACCGCUAUGCUGCCAUCUGUGACCCAUUGCAUUACAUUGAGACAAUGAACAGAGGCAUCUGUGUUCAGCUGGUGAGUGGUGCAUCGGUAAUGGGCUUCUUAAAUGCCCUGGUUAACACUGUUUUUGCCCUCAAGUUGCGUUUCUGUGGGCCCAAUCAAAUCAACCAUUUCAGCUGUGAGCUCCCUCCUCUAUUACAACUGUCCUGCACUGAGAUCCUCACUAAUCAAGUGGUGCUUCUUACUUCUGUUGUGGUAUUUGGAGCAAGCUCCUUCCUCCUCAUCCUCAUCUCCUACAUUCACAUCAUUUCCACCAUAUUGAGGAUUCGCUCUGUGGAGGGCAAGCUUAAAGCCUUCUCCAACUGCAGCUCCCACCUCAUUGUGGUUGGCUUGUUGUACCUCACAGCUUUUUUCCAGUACAUAAAGCCCAGCUCAGUCUCCUCUGUGUUUCUGGAGGAAAUGGUCUCCAUCCAGUACAGCAUCUUGACCCCUAUGUUAAAUCCCAUCAUCUACAGCGUGAAAAACAAAGAGGUGAAAACAGCUGUAGUGAAAAUAUUGGGGAAAUUCAAAUUUCUCAAGUAG
This is a messenger RNA of Malaclemys terrapin pileata, 933 nucleotides long. RefSeq names its product olfactory receptor 1009-like. Gene Ontology annotation, molecular function: G protein-coupled receptor activity; olfactory receptor activity. The record is from RefSeq and is a predicted model, not a curated record. Gene Ontology annotation, biological process: G protein-coupled receptor signaling pathway. The coding region runs from base 1 to 933 and encodes 310 amino acids. NCBI's taxonomy places the organism in Eukaryota, Metazoa, Chordata, Testudines, Emydidae. Gene Ontology annotation, cellular component: membrane. The transcript has a single exon.